Messenger RNA from Cannabis sativa, 657 nucleotides. RefSeq names its product auxin-induced protein 15A. Gene Ontology annotation, biological process: response to auxin. The transcript has a single exon. The coding region runs from base 192 to 470 and encodes 92 amino acids. The record is from RefSeq and is a predicted model, not a curated record. Lineage: Eukaryota; Viridiplantae; Streptophyta; Magnoliopsida; Rosales; Cannabaceae.
AGACCCCAUCUCAUUAAUUGACUCUUUAGUCUCCACCAUUCAUUUCCACACAGCACAUUGAUUAUAUAUAUACUCUUAAGAUUGGGUUCUUCAACAUCUCAACUCCUCACAACUUCAAGUACUAGUACUUUAACAGCUCUCUCUUUGAUUACAUUUUCUUCUUUCUUCUACCUUUAGAAACUUCAGCAAUCAUGGGUUUUCGUUUUCCCGGUGUAGUUCAUGCCAAGCAACUUAUUCAGAAGCCUUUUUCUAGUGCAAAAGAUGUUCCAAAAGGGUAUUUGGCAGUUUAUGUUGGGAAGAACAAAAUGACAAGAUUUGUGAUCCCUAUAUCAUACUUGAACCAUUCUUCAUUCCAAGAAUUGCUAUGUCAAGCUGAAGAAGAAUUCGGAUUUGAUCAUCCAAUGGGUGCUCUAACAAUUCCCUGCAGUGAAGAUGUUUUCAUCAAUCUUGUUUCAAGCUUAAAUGUUUGAUAAAUGAUGAUGAUGAGUAUAGAUAGAUGCUAAUACAUAACCACUAACAAAAAUGAUUGUUAUUUGUAACAAUUUUGUAUAGCAAAGAAUGUCAAUACCAUUACCAUGUAAAUAUUUUUCCUUAGGGACUGAAGUUAAAAUGUCCCUAAGAAUGAUACAAAUGAAACUACUUAAAGCUUUUCCUCAA